GUAAUGCCGGAUGGAGGUAAUGCUGCCCGGUUACUCGACGUUCCAAUGUGACGCACGCGACCCAGUUGUCCGUAACUCACGGCGGCUGAGCUUGGUAAGUAUUGCUCCCUUUGCAUUCAUUUCCCCCACCCACAACCCCAUCGCAUGAUGACUUGAGCGCAUUUGGCUAGAGUAUCGCUCGUGGCAGAGUUGGUCAGCCUUUCUGGCCCCAACUAACUGUCGCGGGCUUUCCAUGAUGAAAAAUCUCAGCUACCUUAUCAUUCUUUGUCUGAAGCAUCUUCUCCAAAACACACGAGCCAGCCACUUUUGACUUCUUGGAUGUCUCGCUGACUUGGUGAACAGAUUUUGUGCCUGAGCGGGACGUAGAUUGCUAAUAUAUGUUGCGGCUCAGGAUUAUGGCUUGCGACAAGGAGGAAAAGUACGAUGAGCUGGUCAAGGAAUUUGCCAACCAUACAAAUAUACAAAUUCUCCGCAACGGUCACUUGGUGUCUCGCGCCAGCAACUACAUCAUCUACAGUGUGGAAGCGGCCGCCAUCGGUCGCGUGGUUGCACAAUAUGGUCCUUCAACCCGUCUCGGGGCCAUCGUAGGAGGCCAGACAUCCUGCAAAGACCCCGAGAUCAGAGCGUUCGAGGAGCACCUGCCCAGCGAUGUUGACAUCGUCUCGUGCCACUCGCUACACGGGCCCAACGUCGACCCGCGUGGUCAGCCGCUCGUCCUCAUCAAGCACCGCGCCUCGGACGAGUCCUUUGCCAAGGUCGAAAACGUCCUCCGCUGCCUCGGCUCCAAGCAUGUCUACCUCACCGCCAAAGAGCACGACCGCAUCACGGCCGACACGCAGGCCGUCACGCACGCCGCCUUCCUCAGCAUGGGCAAGGCCUGGCACGCCACCAAGCAGUUCCCCUGGGAGGGCGGACGGUACGUGGGCGGCAUUGAAAACGUGAAGAUCAACCUCAUGCUGCGCAUCUACGCCCAAAAGUGGCACGUCUACGCCGGCCUGGCCAUCCUCAACCCGGAAGCCCACAAGCAGAUCAACCAGUUUGCAAAGUCGACGACCGAGCUGUUCACCCUGAUGCUCGAGGGCCGGCGGGAUGAGCUGCGCGAGCGCGUCUACGCCGCAAAAGAGAAGGUAUUCGGCGCCGAGGGCAACCCUAAGUGGGCCGACAAGCCGCUGCUCCGGGACGGCGUGUUGGACCGCUUCAGCCUGGGCCGUGACACCUCCUCCUCUGAACCGCCCCCGCGGCUGCCCAACAACCACCUCAGCCUACUGGCCAUGGUGGACUGCUGGAGCGCGCUGGGGAUCGUGCCCUACGACCACAUGAUCUGCUCGACGCCGCUGUUUCGGCUGUGGCUCGGCGUCACGGAGCACCUGUUCCGCACACCCGGUCUGCUGGACGAGUGCCUGCGCGUGGGCAUCGAGGACUCGACGUUCCGCCGCGACGACUUGCAGUUCACCAUCGCCGCCUGCGGCUGGGCCGAGUGCGUGGCUCUGCGCCAGUUCGAGACGUGGCGCGAGCGUUUCGCCGUCACGCAGCGCUUCUUUGAGCCCCGCUUCAAGGCCGCCACUGAGAUUGGGCAGGCUAUGAUCAAGGCUGUGUUGGAGAGCUCGGAGGAGUGAGGUUUGAGAUGGGGCGUGGGGGAUGGGGCCUAUUUCCCCGGUCUUUUCUUACUGGCAAGGGUCGUCAUCGAGGCUGACGGGGGUUUCUAAGCUUUGGUGCGAGUGGUUACCAACAGUACCAUCAAUUAAGUACUCUUCGAGCUAGAGAGAUGAGGGGGGAGCCACUGCAGCAACUUUACAGGCGGAUUAGGGCUGGAGGACUCCAAUGAGGGCGAAAGCUGCAGUUGAAAGAGGCGGAUCUACCAAGAAGUCGAGGCACGAGCGGUGGUUUUGCGUUCAACAAACCAGAUGAUCUGUCAUAGCAUCGCGAGAUAUAUACCUCCGGUUCUAAGACUAUUUUAUUGAACUUC
This is a messenger RNA of Canariomyces notabilis, 1966 nucleotides long. Its product is annotated as Prephenate dehydrogenase. Bases 396 to 1616 code for a protein of 406 amino acids. The record is from RefSeq and is a predicted model, not a curated record. Gene Ontology annotation, molecular function: prephenate dehydrogenase (NAD+) activity; NAD+ binding; prephenate dehydrogenase (NADP+) activity. Gene Ontology annotation, biological process: L-tyrosine biosynthetic process. The transcript has 3 exons. NCBI's taxonomy places the organism in Eukaryota, Fungi, Ascomycota, Sordariomycetes, Sordariales, Chaetomiaceae.